Anopheles maculipalpis is the source of this 792-nucleotide messenger RNA. RefSeq lists its product as uncharacterized. The record is from RefSeq and is a predicted model, not a curated record. The transcript is spliced from 4 exons. The coding region runs from base 1 to 792 and encodes 263 amino acids. Gene Ontology annotation, molecular function: chitin binding. Gene Ontology annotation, cellular component: extracellular region. Lineage: Eukaryota; Metazoa; Arthropoda; Insecta; Diptera; Culicidae.
AUGAAAAUGUUGGUUCGUGCAUUAAUUUUAGUGCUGUCAGUUUGCGCAACAGUGAAAGGCGAGGAGCAACAUGGGCUUCGGUCUUUGUUAUCGUUACGAGGACCCUUGCGUCGCUCACUAACAUCGUGUGCUGCAGGACGCCGGCAGGAUUGUGAGGAUUGCAACACGGUAAAAAUUUGCAGCUACGACCAGAUUCCUCUCGCACAGUUUCGGUGUCAGGAUGUUGAUCCUUCCAAACCUUAUUGUACUGGUCAAGGUAUUUGUUCUAAUGUUCCGGACGUCGAUGUCAUUUGUACGAAGACAAAUGAUUUGUGCCCGAUGAAUGCCGCUGGAUAUUAUCCGGAUCCAUCAAACUGCACCCGCUACUUAUACUGUGAUGAAAAUAGCGUAAGCUACGAACAAACUUGUGUGGCAACCAAUAAUGUGUACAACCAGACGAGCGCAUCGUGCUUUCUUAAACGUCGUUCGGCAGAUUGCUUCCAGGUGGACUGCACUAAUUCGCGUAACAAGGACAAGUGGUUCGUUUACGACCCUUACCCCCAGCUAUAUUUUCUGUGCUCAUCAAAUGGACCGCUGAUGUUCAAAUGUGCGCGUGAAACAGAUGUUUUUGAUUUGACAUUGAAACGAUGCGAAUUUCAGUGUCGCACUGCUGGGCGUUUCGUGCACCCGUCUAGCUCCAACAAAUAUUACGAAUGUGCAUAUAUCAGUACUACGAAGCUGGAAAAGUAUGAACAAACUUGCCCUCCAUUGUUACAAUUCAAUGAAAAUGAUCAAAAAUGUGUACCGGUAUGA